AUGAACUCCUUCUACACGGAUGAGCAAACGCUUCAAGAACUUGGUACAAGCAGUGACGUGAAAACGUUCUGUCAGUCGAGAUGUCCGCGGAUCUACGCCGACACGCUCCUUCCUGUCGAAGAGGAUGGUUCCGAGCAAGAAUGGUAUCCUCCAGGACACGGCAACAUAUUUCAGUCUCUUUCAAUGACAGGAGUUCUGGACGAGUUACUUCAACAGGGUCGAGACAUAAUGUUCGUCUCAAAUAUAGACAACACCGGUGCCACGCUCGACUUGAAAAUCGCUCAAUUUGCCUGUGACGAAGCAGCUGAAUACAUAAUGGAGUGCACAGCAGCAAAGACACACAGCAGAUAUCAAAGACAUUUUCAGGGAGGCACGCUCAUAGACAUCGCUGGGCAGCUGAUGCACCUCGAGAUCCCACAAGUGCCACCGGAGCAUCUCGACGAAUUCUGUUCAACGCGCACAUUCAAGAUUUUCAAUACAAACAACAUAUGGGUGAAUCUGCGAGCGGUGAAGCAGCGACUGGACACGAUUUCAAGUGAAAUCAUUGUCAAUAAGAAGACUUUGAACGGUCGAGCAGUGAUACAGCUGGAAACAUCAAUUGGUGGAUGUAUACGAAACUUUCCACGAGCAUUUUGUACGCUAUUUUCCAAUGAGCAAUUACCUGAAAAGUUCAAGAGUGAAAUGAUCAAAAAUUUUCUUCCAGGCGUACACGUAGACAGAUGCAGGUUCCUGCCAGUGAAAAAAGCUGACGACCUCUUGGCGAUCUCUUCCAAUUUGUACACUCUCAACGCCGCACGUGCUCUACAGCUUAACCGGAAUCGUCCUGCACCUACCGUAGAACUUGGCAGCUUUUUCCAGCGUGUGGACGAGUUUCACGCUCGAUUUGAUGAUUACCCUGAUAUGCAAGAACUUGACUCGCUUAAGAUUGAAGGAGACGUCCGAUUCGAAAAGGGCGUCGUUCUCAAGGGAAACGUCAACAUCGUCAAUAGAACGUCUAAGCAACAAGUGAUCUCAUCAGGAACUGUGAUAGAUAACGAGAAGAUAGUAUUUGAAUAA
Messenger RNA from Cooperia oncophora, 1056 nucleotides. NCBI's taxonomy places the organism in Eukaryota, Metazoa, Nematoda, Chromadorea, Rhabditida, Trichostrongylidae. The record is from the annotation of a GenBank genome assembly.